Messenger RNA from Amoebophrya sp. A25, 2674 nucleotides. Lineage: Eukaryota; Dinophyceae; Syndiniales; Amoebophryaceae. The record is from the annotation of a GenBank genome assembly.
GCAAAGGCGAAUUGUUAGAAGAAGAUGAUCCUAGACAAGUAAGAUUAGUUCGAAUUUGAAACAAAGUAACACUAUAAAACGUUCAUAAGUUAGUCUUAGUCGGCUUCACUUUGACCCCACAAGAAAAAAGAUGCCUGCUCCGUCCACAACAAAAGAGUUCGACAUUUCAGCGCACGUCCCUGCAUGCAUUGGCAAGUUCAAUCGCAUUGAGGCAGCUUCCGCACAAGGAUGCUGGGUUACGGAUACAGAUGGCCGGCGGUAUCUAGACCUGUCCGCUGGAAUUGGUGUGCUGUCUACCGGCCACUGCCAUCCUCGCGUUGUUGCGGCUGCCCAGGCGCAGGUGGCCACAAUGAUUUUAGCACAGCAAAACUGCAUUUUUACGACUGAGGUUCACAAGAACUUAGUGCAGAAGCUGCUGAGCAUCAUGCCUUGUGAAGAAGCAGCGAAAGAUGUGGCGAAUGCGACUGAUACGACCACUGGUGAAGCUUCUAAAGACGUAGUACUCGAAAAAAUAACAAGAGCACCUUCACCGCUAAGCAGCUUCUUUUUUUGCAACAGUGGUGCCGAAGCGAUUGACAACGCCAUCAAAGUUGUACGAAUGGCAACGGGCAAGCAAAAUGUGAUCGUUCUCACAGGAGGCUAUUAAGGGCACCGUCAACCCAUCUCUGACAGAAUCUUUGAGUCGCCAGUUGCUACGUGCUGAAAGAUGUUUGCUCUAUAAAAGAUGGGCUGUGGGUACCUCUAAGGCUACCAUGGGCGCACUAUUGGCUCCAUGGCACUCACCAGCUCGAAGACGACUUACCGUCGAUGCUUUGGUCCUCUCAUGGCGGGCGUUCAUUACCUCGAAUUCGACCCCGAAAAUGGCAAAAGCAAAGUCGUUCCUCCUUUGCACUCCUUAACUGAUGAUAUGCAAUCUUCUGCAUCGACCGAGAGUACCACGACCAGCGACUCUGGGGCACCACAUGCACAUCAAGAACAAGACCCUGGUUUCACGAAUAAAAACACACCAGGAGCACUCAAGUCUGGUGAAGAUGAACAAUUGGCGGCUCGAUUGAUAUCGAGAUUUGAGAUGCUGCUAACACAGCAGACGGAUGCUCUGGAAACAGCGGCUGUGCUUUUGGAGCCAGUGUUGGGUGAAGGUGGUAUUCUCAGAGUGCCCCACACUUUCCUGCGGUAUUUGCGCAAGCGAUGCGACGAACUAGGCUUAUGAACAGGGUUCGUUGAAUAAUGAAUUUAGCAGUACGGAAGAGUAGAACAUGGAGGAUAUGGAUUUUUCCUAUGUAUGUCUAGAAAUACCUACUCCAACUAUGUUCACUUAAGUACUCAAUGCCCUCGUCUUACUUGCUUCACGAUUUAUGUUUGCUGUUGCUCAUUUCUGUAUUUGUACUCUCGUAGAAGUGUAUCGACUACAACUAGCAGCUCAGUACCAAAUCCUUUCAUACAACAUCAUGCUCGUGCUCGACGAAGUGCAGUGUGGCAUGGGCCGUACUGGAACCUGGUGGGCCUGUGAGCAAGCCAAUGUCUGUCCAGACGUAUUGGUCUUCGCGAAAGGCAUUGCUAGCGGUUUUCCUCUUGCAGGUCUAGCACUCCGAAAGGAGAAAAUAGUCGACAAAUUGUUACCUAACGCGCUGGGUGGAACCUACGGUGGGCAAGCCGUGUGUCUGGCAGCUGCAAGUGCGACCAUCGACGCGAUCCGAGAUGAGGGUAUGCUGGGAAAUUUAUGAAUUUCAUUUGUAAUCAAUAAUUAUUAAAUUUAAAAAAUAGUUAUUCAAUGUACAUACGAUAAAGUCUUCACGUAAGUACUGAAUAAGCUGCGUGCAAGCACUAAGACAUAAUUUUGACUUUCUGCUACUUCCUUGUGCGAAGGGGAAAUUCGCACGCAAUUUCUGGAACUCACCUUUCAUUCUCUGCAUGCGAGCGCGGAGGCGAAAUCGCGACUGGACUUCGGGCGCUAGAGAGCAAGCUCAUCUUGGGCAUUCGCCAAUAUGGGCUUUUCAUCGCGGUGGAUCUGGCCCCAGACUUGGUCACGCCACAAGAGAUUAUUAGGUGCGCUGCUGCGGGGUGCAGUGCUGGAAACCAAAGUGAAAAUUCUAAGACCUCCAACGACUCCGACGCAAAAAGUGGGGACAGCGGCCGCUUGAUAAUGAUUCCUGGAGGACGCAAUGGCUUAAGGAUUACGCCUCCGCUUUGCAUCUCAAAAGACGAGGUCUCAUAUUUCCUCGACCACUUUCGUCGACUUCUUCAGGUGGUUGAAAAGAGUAAAUAGAAGAACAUGUACAUGCCCUCGUUUGAGUAGAAGUUUGCGCGGAGGCGGAGCUCAGUCGAUUAAUUUGUUUCUUUUUGUUGACUUGAUAGACCAGCAUAGAUUUAGAUAGAGAUGGACAGUUUUGUUAAGAAAUACUGCAACUCAUACAAAGAAAUUGAAAUUGAUGGUUCCAAUUUUUGACAACUUGUUUCAUAAUUUUUUAAUGUAAAAAAAAAGGAGACGAGUGGACGUCAAGCAAUUUUGUUUUCUCUUGCUUCUGCAUGCAGUCAUUGAUUGCGUGACACUAUGACCACGAUAGAUACAAAUAGUUUCCUAGCCUCGGCCAUAUAUCCUGAUUGAGGCCUGUGAAUCUUUGACUCUACGACAAAAUGAUAUGCUUUCUACAAACUUACUAAUAGAGCGCAGGAU